AUGCCUUCAAGGACGGGAAUACGGUCGGACCGGGGUAAGUUGACGGCCCUCCGAGCGCGGGCGGUGUUGGAUGCGGCGCGAAGAGGCCCGGAGGAGAUGGAGUGGGCCGCCGCGAAGGACGCCCUGAUCGCGGGAUUUGACGCCCCGACCGACCGCCAGCGGGCCUUGUGGAGCUUCAGGACGGCGCAGCUCGAAGUUGGCUUAGACCCCUUGUCGCAUGCUGUGACCCUGCGCGCCCUGUUGAAUCGAGCCCUCCCAACGUUGGAUGAUGUCACGCGUUCAGUAGCACAUUCCAUAUGUGAUACAUAUCGAAUUCACUAG
Molecule: messenger RNA, 321 nt
Organism: Echinostoma caproni
Lineage: Eukaryota; Metazoa; Platyhelminthes; Trematoda; Plagiorchiida; Echinostomatidae
Source: the annotation of a GenBank genome assembly